Fraxinus pennsylvanica is the source of this 531-nucleotide messenger RNA. The record is from the annotation of a GenBank genome assembly. NCBI's taxonomy places the organism in Eukaryota, Viridiplantae, Streptophyta, Magnoliopsida, Lamiales, Oleaceae.
AUGCCUUUCGUUCAUAAAACCAUUGAAAAAUAUGGUAAAACGUCGUUUAUGUGGGUUGGACCGAGACCGCGGCUGCUCAUUAUGGAUCCUGAGUUGAUGAAAACAGUGAUGAGUAAAUACAAUACUUUCAGAAAGAAUUUUAAGGUAACCAAUAAUAUAGUGCAAACACUUAUUAGUGGAAUCCUUAACCAAGAGGGAGAAGAAUGGAGCAAAAGCAGAAAGACUCAAAAUCCUAGUUUCCAACUGGAAAAAAUUAAGCAAAUGAUACCUGCAUUUCAAUUGAGCUGCGAUGAAAUUGUGAAUGAGUGGAAGAACAUGGUGUCGAGCUCCAAGGAUGGCUCCUGUGUGGUGGAAGUGAUGUCUCAUAUAGAAGUCUUGACCAUUAAAGUGGUGUCCCAAACUUUAUUUGCCACUGACUAUGCACAGGAUAAAAGGAUCUAUCAAAUUCUUAAAGAAUUGACUUCUAUUGCCAGACAAACAACUCGAAUAGUUGAUUUACCAGGAGCCAAGUCUUCUGUGCCUUAUUGUUAG